CACCACCCCCCCUCUCCCUCUCCACUCCCUCCUCUCCUCUCCCUCUUUUCUCCUCAUCACACUCUUUCCGAAACAUCUCUUUCUCUCUCUCUUCCCUUCUCUAUAUGCAAAGAAGCUGAGCUAAUCCCCAAGAGGUUUACCAGCGGUAGGGGGGACACGGCUCUCUUUGACGUCCAAGGCCCGGCAUCCCCUCCCCACGAAGUUAUAUAUAAUAUAUACAUUUAUAUAAAGGAAAGCGAGUCCCUUUUCCCUCUUCUCUGUCGCGCAACACCUCUUCCCCUCCUUUCUUCCCCGGUUCUCUCAUAAAGAUCCCACCAUUAAUAGCCUUGGCAAUGGAAAAGGAGAGAUUUUGCAGCACCACACCACCCCUAAAUUGGCAAUCCGGCCCCGGUGCCGACUGCUUCCACAACCUCAAUUGGGACCGGCCGAUGGACCCCAGCGCCCACUUCGGGUCGGCUCUCUCCUCCCUUGUGUCGUCACCGUCCUCCAACCCGCCCUCCACCACCGCCAACGACAGCGUCGUCAUCCAUGAGCUCAUCACCCGCCUCGGAAGCAUAUGCAACUCCGACGAGAUCCCACUCACUUCCUGCUACCAAGGCGCCAAUACCUCUUGCUCCAGUACUCCUCUGAAUUCCCCUCCCAAGAUUAAUCUUUCCAUGAUGGAGCACUACCAGCGGAGCAGCAGAGGAUUGCCGGCUUCCGGAAACCCGGCAAUGCCCACCGUGCACCUGGCGCCGUUCACCGCGGACCCAGGGUUCGCAGAGCGGGCCGCGAGGCUUUCGUGCUUUGGAGGGAGGAGCUAUGGCGGGCUGCCGGAGACUGGAAAGCUGUCGAGUGUCUCGAGUAGCCAGUCUUUCAUGGGGAGUGGGUCUCAGAUGGGCAUUUCAGAGAACAUUAAGGAGAUUGCAAUGCAGAAGGGAGCCCAAGUUGAGAUGGAAAUGAGGUCUAAGUUAGGCGGUAGGAUAUUGGGGUCUUCGACACCGGAUAGUGUGGAAUUCGGCGGUGGACAGGAGGAAUCAUCGGCAUCCGAACGAAUCACAGUGAGUGGGGAGACAUCCUCGAGGGGAAACAAGGAGAACCAUGCGAGGAAACGGAAAGCAGCUUCAAAGGGAAAAGGAAAGGAGGCAUCUUUGUCCUCCUCUGACACUAACCAUCCCAAGAUGGCAGAGGAGGAUGAUUCCAAUGCAAAGAGAAGCAAACCAGCUGAAACCGAUGGAACCGGCAAGGUUGCGGCAGUUGAGCCAAAAGCCAAGCAGAAUGGCGGUGCGAGCUCUAGUGGUGAUGCCGGUCAGAAACAGGGGAAGGAGAAUUAUGCCAAGCCCCCUGAGCCUCCAAAAGAUUAUAUCCAUGUGAGAGCUCGAAGAGGCCAAGCCACCGAUAGCCACAGUCUUGCCGAAAGGGUGAGAAGAGAGAAGAUCAGCGAGAGGAUGAAAUUUCUUCAAGAUCUAGUGCCAGGUUGCAACAAGGUAACUGGCAAAGCAGUGAUGCUUGAUGAGAUUAUAAACUAUGUGCAGUCAUUGCAGCGCCAAGUUGAGUUCCUUUCAAUGAAGCUGGCAACUGUGAAUCCCCGGCUCGAUUUCCAUAUGGAAAAUCUUCUCCCAAAAGAUAUGCAUCAAGCACGAGGGCCUAUGCCAACACCGGUUUAUCCAUUAGAGGCCAUGAGCACUGCAUUCUCAUAUCCUCACCCACCUCAGGGGACCCCUCUGCAGAGUGUAGUGACCGAUGGCCUGGAGAACCAGCGCUCUUUAAACCCAUUGGACUCCUCUAUGCGGCGAAGAAGUCGAAACAUGCAACUACCUCCCCUCGAUGGCUCCAGGGAUGCCACCUCUCAGAAUGGAAUAGAUGGCAAAUUAAUAAGAGGAAUGUCGUUGCUUCAGCUUGGGACUUCCUGGGAGGAUGACCUGCAGAGUGUUGUUCAGAUGGGAUUUGGGCAGAUAGAGGAGAAUGCGUUUUCUUCCAGGGCUUCCAUGUGCAGGUACAAUUCUCACAGAUCACAUGAAGAUUGAACUCUGAUCCUUUCAAUUUAGAGAAAUAGAGGCCUUUGUACAUACCGAGAUGUUGGUUUGGGACAGCACAGGAAGCUUUGAACUAACAACCGUAAGGUUCGAGCACAAAAUUUGUGCAAAGAUUUCUUUGACACCACAUGUAAGAUCGUAACAGGUGAGGGUGAGGGCAAGAAGGAAUUCAGUAUCAUGGUGUUAUUUUAUGUUAUCCUGAGAACACUAUUAAUUAUAAUUUAAUGAUAUCUCUAUUGUUGUUCAUUGGCAAUUCUCACAUCCGAGAAAUGUUGGAAAGAAAGUUGAAUCACCUUAAGGAUACUGUUACUGCCUUGAUUUGUGGAAAUUGAGAUGCUUGUUUGUUAACAGCUGUUGAAAGGAACCAACUUGUCUCUUUCUAGCCUUGGGGAUGAACCAAGACAUCCUACUAACUACUUGAGCUGGAGUCAGCUGCAGCUUUGCAGACCUUAAAGCCCUUUUCUUCCCUGUACACUUUCCAUGCCCCACCUAACGCCUGAAAUAUAUACCUCCCAGCGACCCCAUUCUUUAUUCUCCCAGCACCGCUAUAAGCUCCCCUCCAGGGCUGGCAAGGUAGACAGUGCUGUCAUGAGAGGAAUAGCAUCAAACUGACCAGGUUGGCAAAUUCGAGUUUGACAAGGAUCGGUCAGGCAAAAAGUCUUGUUUACUGUAACUUUACAGUUCAUAGUAGAAUAAAAAGAACAAUAUAUUGGAUUAGAUUCCCUCCAGCAGGGUGGCCAUUUCUUAUAAAGAAUGUUGUAAGGAACCCAAUUUCCAGAUCCUCUAUUUUUCCCAAUCUUAUUAUUUCUAACCAUCAGUUAGUUUGUUAUUAAAGUGCAUUAAGGUUUACAUGUAUAUAAAUGCCGCUGGUGAAGAUGAUGUUGUCUUAAGUAUCCAAAUGGAGCUAAAGGCCAUGGAAAGUUGCAUGGUAUUAUCUCCUUCUGCUCUCUAAUUUAGACAAGCAUCAUUUGGGUGUUUUCCUUUUAAUUCGGAUGUCGAUGCAGCUAGUCAUCGCUGCAUGUCCUCCACUCGAUUUUAACUUUCGUAAAACCUCAGGAACAUCCCUCCACCAUCUCGACCUCAGCUGGAGCUCGGUACUUUGGUUGCAUUUAUGCUUGAUCUCGUGGCCAUUUUUUGUGUCCUUUCCGCAAGGACCGGGACCAAUGGGUUCAGGUUAUAUAUUUUGCAUGAAAGAAUAAUUGAUUUUCUUUUUUACGACACCAAUCAUUGAAUCUUAUGCUGCAUAAAUCACAAGGUAUUCCAAAUUUUUUCAUUCAUCUGUGCGUACAGAUCUAGAAGCGACUAUUGCACCAACAGUAGAUUCACACGAGGGGAGGUGAAUCGUUCUUUCACGCGACUGAUACAACUCCUGUCCCGAACCCAUACGGCUGCAACUAGCGGUGCCAGACAAACCUAGAGCUUUCGAAGUGAAUACGAAUGUGGAGGUGGUGGUCCAAAGUGAUGAAAGAAAGAAACAAGUCGGGAGAGAAGGAGCCGAGUUUGUGGGGUUGAAGUGAUGAUUCCUAGGCCCAUUAACCAGGCUGUCGUAAUUCCUAUCAGCUCCAAUCAAUGCCAUCCUCCCGCCGCUUUCACAUCGACAAGGAUCACUUUUAACUCGAGCUGGUCGGAAAAGCACAGGCUGUUUGGCAUCAUGGGUUUCACCAACCGUCCUAAUCAAUAAAGUUUGCAUUGCGACUUCCCAACUGCAAAUGCCGCUCAAGUAGCUCAGAUUUGCAAGCAUCUUUCCUUAUCAAAAUAAGAUCCUUGGGCUGCUCAGGUCAUUGUCAGGCCUCUCCGCCUCUAUAGUAUUCGUUUCUUUUAUUCUUCUAUACUAAUUCAGCUAUUGAAAGGGUUAUUGCUUGGUGCAAUGGUAAAAGACUUAGGCUGAUAAGUGUAAUGGCAUGGAUUCUAGUCCUGCAUCAAAUAAUUUGUACGAAAAAGACCAAAAGUUAGGUCUGUUCCUAGUUUGUAUCUUCCAGAAUCCUAGAUUGUUGGAACAUAAGUUGGUGGGA
Phoenix dactylifera (date palm) is the source of this 4027-nucleotide messenger RNA. Lineage: Eukaryota; Viridiplantae; Streptophyta; Magnoliopsida; Arecales; Arecaceae. The record is from RefSeq and is a predicted model, not a curated record.